Penicillium malachiteum is the source of this 849-nucleotide messenger RNA. RefSeq names its product PIG-F family protein. The transcript has 2 exons. Gene Ontology annotation, cellular component: endoplasmic reticulum membrane. The coding region runs from base 1 to 849 and encodes 282 amino acids. The record is from RefSeq and is a predicted model, not a curated record. NCBI's taxonomy places the organism in Eukaryota, Fungi, Ascomycota, Eurotiomycetes, Eurotiales, Aspergillaceae. Gene Ontology annotation, biological process: GPI anchor biosynthetic process.
AUGGCGUCUCCCAGUACCUUUAUCUCUGCUGUGAACCCACCCAGCUCGCCAUCACAACCUCCUGUCGAAAAACCAUCUCCACCACCUGUCAAUAUUCUCCCCUCUCAACUCGCGCAAACCUAUUCAUACGUGCACCCAACAAUUCUCCUGGCAUUGGGAGUGACACGGUUCAAUGCCUUGGUAGAAAAUCCAGUUUCCGAACUCCUCAAUGAUCUUCCUUGGCUAGCGCUCUUGCAACUGAGCUAUGUCAUACUUUGUCUCCCGCCCGCGGGAUCACUAGCCUCAGACAGCUCAUCUAGUGAGAAAAGUCAACGGUCAACCUCUGGUACCACACGCCCAGGCAAGCCUGGACCUCGCCGAAAGCACUCAGGAAAGAAUUUGUGGGCUGGAAUCUGGGCUAAGUUGAUGCCCGCGUUCCUCUCUGUGGCCUUGACAUUUUUCAUCGCCACCCCAGUCAUCGCCGUUCUACUCGUUCUCUUCGGUGCCCCGCUUACCACCCACAACUAUGAGACCAUCCUCUGCGCAGCUCAUAUGGCUCUUCUCUCCUCUUCCGGAUUGACCUACGUUCAUGGACUAGAUGCCUCUGUCUGGAAGGAGGUUUGGGGAUUUGCGCGCCCCGUCGACGCGGUUUGGGGCGGUGCCUUUGGUACCGUUCUGGGUGCUUGGUUCGGUGCUAUUCCCAUUCCUUUGGACUGGGAUCGCCCAUGGCAAGCAUUCCCCAUUACCAUUCUGGCAGGUGCAUACAUGGGCUACGUGGUGGGGACCUUGGUUUCUCGCACACCCUUAUUGUAUGGUAAGCGCCUUCAGUUUACGCAUGGCCAAGAUGAGGAAGAGGAGAAGACCAACUAG